UAUGUUUUGUGAAUAUUGCAAACGAACUGGACAUGUCAAAGAUAGGUGCUACAAACUUCAUGGUUAUCCAACCAACACAAGAAAUCCAAGAGGGAGAGGCAAAGGAUCUGCAGCAAAUGUACAUACCUCUGAAGGUGAUGGGAACAAAUGUGAAGAAAAUUUUGAGCAGGGAAAACAAAUGCCAGUGAAUCUGUCAAAAAGUCAAUAUGAACAGUUACUCAAUUUACUUGGAAAUGUGCACGUUGGAGCUGAAUCUGAUUACUUAAACAAUGUGUCAAGUGGAGCUGCAAGCUUAGCAGGACCCUUCUCUGAAGAGCCCUCUGGCACUUGGUAAGGCAAGGAAUGGUUUGUAUUUCUUUUGUUCAAAGUGUCACAUUCCAUCUGUAAAUGAUGAUAUUGUUUCUCAUCAGAAGUGUCAAUC
Molecule: messenger RNA, 421 nt
Organism: Solanum pennellii
Lineage: Eukaryota; Viridiplantae; Streptophyta; Magnoliopsida; Solanales; Solanaceae
Exons: 2
Coding region: 2-334 (110 amino acids)
Source: RefSeq, a predicted model, not a curated record